Euleptes europaea (tarantolino) is the source of this 2253-nucleotide messenger RNA. It is a transcript of the gene MMUT, whose product is annotated as methylmalonyl-CoA mutase. The coding region runs from base 1 to 2247 and encodes 748 amino acids. The transcript is spliced from 12 exons. Lineage: Eukaryota; Metazoa; Chordata; Lepidosauria; Squamata; Sphaerodactylidae. Gene Ontology annotation, cellular component: mitochondrion. Gene Ontology annotation, molecular function: cobalamin binding; methylmalonyl-CoA mutase activity; metal ion binding. The record is from RefSeq and is a predicted model, not a curated record.
AUGUUAAGGGCCCGACAUAGACUUCUGUGCUUCUGGCCAUGCUGUUACCGGACACAAACGGAGUUGGGUCUCCACGGGCACAUGCGGCGCCCACUGCAUCAGAAACCGCUUCACCCAGAGUGGGCUGCGAUGGCCAAAAAGCAGCUCAAGGGCAAGAACCCAGAGGAGUUGAUGUGGCACACGCCGGAGGGGAUUUCCAUCAAACCGCUCUACUCUACACAGGACACAGAGGGCUUUCCCGAGGAACUACCUGGGGUCAGACCCUUCACUCGUGGUCCCUAUCCCACCAUGUACACCUAUAGGCCCUGGACCAUCCGCCAGUAUGCUGGUUUCAGUACUGUGGAGGAGAGCAACAGAUUCUACAAGGAUAACAUCAAGGCUGGACAACAGGGCUUAUCGGUGGCUUUUGACCUGGCAACCCACCGAGGGUACGAUUCAGACAACCCCCGAGUUCGUGGCGAUGUCGGAAUGGCCGGGGUUGCCAUUGAUACGGUGGAAGAUACCAAGAUUCUUUUUGACGGCAUCCCUUUGGAGAAGAUGUCUGUUUCGAUGACAAUGAAUGGGGCAGUCAUUCCCGUCCUGGCUACGUUCAUCGUAACGGGGGAGGAACAGGGAGUGCCCCAAUCCAAGCUGACGGGGACAAUACAGAACGAUAUACUGAAAGAAUUCAUGGUCCGCAAUACGUACAUUUUCCCCCCAGAGCCAUCAAUGCGGAUCAUUGCCGACAUCUUCCAAUACACGUCAAAGCACAUGCCCAAGUUCAAUUCUAUUUCCAUCAGCGGAUACCACAUGCAGGAAGCAGGAGCGGAUGCCAUUUUGGAAUUAGCUUAUACUAUAGCCGAUGGUCUGGAGUACUGCAGGACUGGACUUCAGGCUGGCCUUUCCAUUGAUGAAUUUGCGCCAAGGCUGUCUUUCUUCUGGGGAAUUGGUAUGAACUUCUACAUGGAAAUAGCUAAACUGAGAGCCGGGAGGCGGCUUUGGGCUCACUUAAUAGAGAGGAUGUUUCAGCCCAAGGACACCAAAUCUCUCCUCCUUAGAGCUCAUUGUCAGACUUCCGGAUGGUCACUGACCGAGCAGGACCCUUACAAUAAUAUCAUCCGUACUACAGUUGAGGCGAUGGCUGCCGUGUUUGGAGGGACUCAGUCCUUACAUACGAAUUCAUUCGAUGAAGCCUUAGGAUUGCCAACCGUGAAAAGUGCUCGAAUUGCCCGCAAUACCCAGAUUAUUAUCCAGGAGGAGUCUGGCAUUCCGAAAGUGGCCGACCCGUGGGGUGGUUCGUUUCUGAUGGAGUCUCUCACUAACGACGUGUAUGACGCCUCUUUAAAGCUUAUUAACGAGAUUGAGGAAAUGGGCGGGAUGGCCAAAGCUGUCGCUGAAGGCAUACCGAAACUGCGGAUCGAAGAGUGCGCUGCUCGAAGACAAGCCCGGAUCGAUUCUGGUGCCGAAGUAAUUGUUGGUGUAAAUAAGUACCAGUUGGAAAAAGAAGAGACAGUUGAAGUUUUGGCAAUUGACAACACUUCAGUCCGUAACAAACAAAUUGAGAAACUUAAAAAGGUAAAGGCUUGCAGAGACAACGCGGCCGCUCAGGCUCGCCUCGCGGCCCUGACGGAGUGUGCUGCCACAGGGCAAGGCAAUCUGUUGGCCUUGGCCGUGGAAGCGGCACAGGCAAGAUGCACAGUUGGUGAAAUAACAGAUGCCAUGAAAAAGGUGUUCGGUGAGCACAAAGCCAAUGACCGCAUGGUGAGCGGAGCUUACCGUCAGGAGUUUGGGGAGAGCAAGGAAAUUACUCAUGCUAUCAAUCGAGUUAACCACUUCAUGGAGCGUGAAGGACGGAGGCCACGUCUUCUGGUUGCUAAAAUGGGCCAAGACGGCCAUGACAGAGGAGCCAAAGUGAUUGCCACGGGGUUUGCUGACCUGGGAUUCGAUGUAGAUAUAAGUCCUCUAUUCCAGACACCCCGCGAAGUAGCCCAGCAGGCUGUGGAUGCCGACGUGCACUGUGUGGGCGUGAGCACACUUGCCGCUGGCCACAAGACUCUAGUUCCUGAACUCAUCAAAGAGCUGAACGCCCUUGGCCGCCCGGACAUCCUUGUCAUGUGUGGGGGUGUCAUCCCUCCUCAGGAUUAUGAAUUCCUGUAUGAUGCUGGUGUUUCCAACAUAUUUGGCCCAGGAACCCGAAUUCCAAAGGCAGCAGUGCAGGUCCUUGAUGACAUCGAGAAGUGCUUGGAUAAAAGGCAGCAGUCUUUGUAAACCUCU